Molecule: messenger RNA, 660 nt
Organism: Stylonychia lemnae
Lineage: Eukaryota; Ciliophora; Spirotrichea; Sporadotrichida; Oxytrichidae
Source: the annotation of a GenBank genome assembly
AUGGAUGAGUAUGAUCUUUACAAUCAAGACUAAGGUGCAAGUAAUAAUCUUUAAAGAUUGAAUUAGAACCUUAUUGAAGGACUCAUAAUAGAUGCUUAUAAAAAUUCUCAUUAAAUUGGAAUGAACUAUAUAGAUGUAAUUGAGAUGGGUAAUCUUCCAAAGUUUGAUAAAUUGCGGUAGAGAGUAAAAAUUAGGAAUGUAUUUACUAAAGAGUAAUUUAUGAUUGAUUAUGAGAACUUGAACCAAGAAAGCUUUUCGAUAUAUCUCUAAGAUCCCCAAGAUACAAAACUUAUAGAAGAGAGAUUCAGAACUUACUAUCCAUUCCAAUAAAAAUAAAAUCUUGUUUAUUACUAACCAAACUAUGAUGGAAUUUAGGAACUAGAAUCAUUAGAAUGGGUUCAUGAGAAAAAUAUGAAUUUUAACUAUCUCCUUCUGCUUAGAGUCAAUCAUUUCCAAUAAGGAGUAUUUGAAGAAAUCAACUAGUUAAAACAAAUGAGCAAAGGUAGUAUAAUAGAGCUUAGAUUUAAAGUUAGCCUAAAUCUUGCGAUGUUGAUACAAUAUAAAGAUAUGAAGAAAUUCUCUAAUUAAUUAAUGAAGAUUGGAACUGCAUUAAAACUUUAAAUUCCAACCAGGAAAAUGUUCAAGAAAUAGAAGAAGUGA